Molecule: messenger RNA, 1185 nt
Organism: Fraxinus pennsylvanica
Lineage: Eukaryota; Viridiplantae; Streptophyta; Magnoliopsida; Lamiales; Oleaceae
Source: the annotation of a GenBank genome assembly
AUGGGUUCUCAUGGAAUGCUUGCAAGAAGGGCUUUGCUUACUGAUACCCCUGUUAUGGUUCAGAUACAAGCGCUGAUCCGAGGUGUGAAAGAUUGUGUUUCUCUGGCUCAGGGGGUAGUGUACUGGCAACCACCCAUACAAGCUCUAGAGAAGGUGCAAAAACUUGUAUGGGAUCCUGUGAUCAGUCGUUAUGGUGCUGAUGAAGGUCUUCCUGAGCUCAGAGAAGCAUUACUGAAAAAGUUACGGCAUGAAAAUAAGUUACACAGAUCCUCAGUGAUGGUGACUGCUGGUGCAAAUCAGGCCUUUGUUAAUAUUGUUCUUACACUGUGUGAUGCUGGAGAUUCUGUCGUCAUGUUUGCUCCUUACUACUUCAAUUCAUACAUGUCAUUCCAGAUGACAGGAGUCACUGACAUUCUGGUCGGUCCUGGUGAUCCAAAGAUGCUUCAUCCUGAUGCAGACUGGUUAGAGAGGACUUUAAAGGAUACAAAACCAACUCCAAAGCUUGUUUCUGUUGUAAAUCCUGGCAACCCCUCUGGAACCUACAUUCCCGAGCCUCUUCUGCAGAGAAUAUCAGAUCUUUGCAGAGAUGCCGGAUGCUGGCUUGUGGUGGACAAUACGUACGAGUACUUCAUGUAUGAUGGUCGGAAGCAUGUCUGUCUAGAGGGGAAUCACAUAGUGAACGUAUUUUCUUUUUCUAAAGCUUAUGGAAUGAUGGGAUGGCGAGUUGGAUAUAUUGCAUUCCCUUCAGAAGUGGAAGGUUUAUCAGCUCAACUCCUUAAAGUCCAGGACAACAUACCUAUUUGUGCUUCUAUAAUCUCACAACGACUUGCACUUCACUCAUUGGAAAUGGGGCCCGAGUGGGUCACCGAUCGUGUAAAUGAACUUGUCAAAAAUCGAGACAUUGUUCUAGAAGGUUUAUCCCCAUUGGGUAAGGAUGCUGUUAAAGGUGGAGAAGGUGCAAUUUACUUGUGGGCAAAGCUUCCGGAUAAAUUUCCCGAUGACUUUGAAGUAGUUCGCUGGCUAGCUCAGAAACAUGGGGUCGUCUUAAUACCGGGAUCCUCCAGUGGCUGUCCUGGGUAUGUUAGGAUUUCAUUUGGUGGGUUGAUUGAAGAUCAGUGUCGUAUCGCUUCAGAGAGGCUCAAGAAAGGGUUAGAAGAACUCGUGAACAAAGGAAUGGUGUUGUAA